AUGUCAUAUAACCCUUUUAACAGUGACUAUGUUAAGCUUUUAGCUGAGAAGAAACGGGCGCUUGCUGCUGAAGGUCAACCUGAAAAACCAUUGAAGGCUCAAAAAAUUGAAACACCACAGGAAGAGGAUAAUCAUAAUCCGAAGUCUGAAGAUAAUUUAGUUGAUGAUGACAUUCAGAAUAAUAAUAUUACAUCUGGAGAGAAUAACGAAAGUUUUGAUGUUUCUAUUGAAAAUAUUAUAACGUUGGAUACUGGUACCUUGGGUAUAAGUUUUUUAGUCAAUCAUAAACCAUGGCAUGGUGGUCCUAAAAAUGAAAGGUUUACUAAAAGAUCAAUUAAUGAAGUUAAACAAAUUAAACUUGAUCAAUCCAGUAAUUCUGAAGAUUAUUCAAUUAUUUAUGAUGUUAAAUUAGAUCCAUCAAGCUUUGAUGAAUUGACUUAUGGUAAUCGUUCAAGCUUUAAUCGCUUUUUAAAAUCAAAUACUUAUCAUGGAUGUGCUGAACAUCAUAAAAAGACAUAUAAAGAAGAUAGAUAUAAUCAUAAUUUUUGUGAUCGUUGUGAAGAUGAAGCUGAAGAAACGAAGAAUUUAUUCAAAUUGAAAUUAAGAUUUUAUUCCGAUGUCUCACCAAAUGAAAGUUUUGGACUUACUGCAUUCACUGAUGUUGUUGAACAAAAAUUAUUUAAAGCUGUUUUAGGUUUCAAUCAUAAAGACUUAUUCCGUGGGUACAGUGAUUUUUUGAUUAGAAAGUUAAAAACUCAAGUUAUUCCACACUCAUCAGAUCAAGUUUUUGACAUCAAGAUCAAAACAGAUGAUAAUUCAUUUUUUGGAGCUGAUGUUCAGGAAGAACAACUUUCGAAAGAUGAUCCAGUCAUUGACUCUAUCUCUAAUGUAUUAAAUGACCCAAUUAUUGAAACCCCACCUCAAAUUUCUGAAGAACUUAAAAAACCAGGUAUAAGUUGUAUUGUUAAUCAUAAACCAUGGCAUGGAGGUCCUAAACAUGAAUGGUUUGUUAUAAGGACAAUAGAAGAAGUUGAAAGUAUUAAGAUUGAACCUUCAUUUUCAAGUGAAGAUAAAUAUUCAGUAAUUUAUGAUGUUAAAUUUGAUCCAUCAAGUUUCCAAGAUUUAAAACAGAAUAAAAUCAAUAAUUUUUUAAAUGAAAAUACUUAUAGAGGUUGUAAAGAACAUCAUAAAAAGGUUUAUAAAAAGGGAAGAUAUGAAUAUGAAUAUUGUGAUAGAUGUGAGGGAGAUUCUGAAGAAGUUGAUAUUUUAUUUAAAUUGAAACUUGGAUUCUUACCAGUGAAUGAUACUGAUCUUAAAAAUGGACCCUUAAAAUUAACUGCAUUCACUGAUGUUGUUGAAGAGAAAAUAUUUAAUAAUAUUGUAAAAGAAUACUAG
Hansenula ciferrii is the source of this 1395-nucleotide messenger RNA. RefSeq lists its product as uncharacterized. Lineage: Eukaryota; Fungi; Ascomycota; Saccharomycetes; Phaffomycetales; Wickerhamomycetaceae. The transcript is spliced from 2 exons. The record is from RefSeq and is a predicted model, not a curated record. Bases 1 to 1395 code for a protein of 464 amino acids.